CGCAGAGAGUGCGGUCACCUGCUGGAAUCUGAAGCGAACACGGAAGUCUGUCAGAGUGGGACUGGAUGUCAAAGAACUCCUCCGCUGUAAAGAACUCACCUGCCCGUCAGCUGCGGGCUUCAUCAGCGGGACACGAUGUUUAAGAAGCUGAAGCAGAAGAUCAACGAGGAGCAGAGUCCUCUGAGGACUGCACAGUCACCGCAGCAGGCCCAGUUGGGUGCAGGAGACCGGCGCAGCAGUCAGACCCCUCCCUUACAUCAGGAUGGUUCCCCCUUACCCAGUGACAGAGAGAGUGCCUCCAAAGGACCGUCCAGAUCUCCCAGAGGUAGCAUCAACGGGGACGGAAGUGCUUCUCCUCACAGAGAGGAGACGCAGUCCUUUGCACAGAAACUUCAGCUCAAAGUUCCCUCAAUGGAGUCCCUGAUCCGGGGCGGGGCCAGUCGAGCAGAAAACCUGUUCAGAUCUCCGUCCAAAGACAACCUGACCCGGAGCUCGUCAAGGGACUCCCUGACACCUCUAGGUGAAAACGACUCCCCAGGCGGCCCCACGUAUGACCCUCCAUCAGAUAUUGAGAGUGAGGCUGAGGAGCCACCAGGAACCACAGAGUCUCUCUCCAAAGAGCAGCUGGUGCACCGACUGCUCAGGGUGGAGAGGAGUCUGGGGAAGUACAGAGGGAAAUACUCUGAGCUGGUCACUGCAUACCGUACAGUACAACGAGAUAAAGAGAAGACACAGGUCAUCCUCAGUCAGAGCCAAGAUAAAUCUCUCCGCAGGAUAGGAGAGCUGCGGGAGGAGCUUCAAAUGGACCAGCAGGCCAAGAAACACCUACAGGAAGAGUUUGAUGCUGCCCUGGAAGAGAAGGAUCAGAUGAUUACUGUUCUUCAAACACAGGUCGCUCUGUUGAAGAAACGAGUGAAGGGGGUCUCUGACGGCGCUGGGCCACCUGAGGGCGACACCCCUCAAUCUGAAGACGCUUCAAACUUGACUUCUUCAACACGAAGCCCUUUGAAGGGGGAGGGGGGAGAGGCUGAAGGAGAGGGCAACAGCGAUCCGACCAAACUCAUGGAGGCUCUGCAGAAGAGAGUGACGAGGCAGGAAAACCUUCUGCAGAAAUGCAAAGAAGUGAUGCGCACACACAAGGAGCGAAGCGCCCAGCUGGGGACUGAGAACGAGACUCUGCAGGAGCAGCUGCAGGAGAGGCUGCAGGAGCUGGAGAAGACGAAGGAGCUGCACACGACAGAGAAGACCAAGCUGAUCACUCAGCUGCGUGAUGCAAAGAAUCUGAUCGAACAGCUGGAGCAGGACAAGGGGAUGGUCAUCGCAGAGACAAAGCGGCAGAUGCAUGAAACCUUGGAAAUGAAAGAAGAGGAGGUUGCCCAGCUCCGCUCACGGCUCCAGCAGACGAGCGCUCAGAGGGAAGAAUUACAGGACCAGAAAGAAAAAGCAGAGAAGUCAGCAUUUGAAGAACUCGAGCGGGCCUUGGGUGUAGCUCAGAGGGCGGAGGAGGCCAAAAAACAGCUGCAGGUUCAGCUGGAGGAGCAAGUGAGAGAGGUUGAGAGGGCGGGCGAGGAGGAGAGGAAGAGUCUGCAGCAGGAGCUCACAAGAGUCAAACAGGAGGUCGUCACCAUCAUGAAGAAGUCAUCGGAGGAAACGGUCGCCAACAUGGAGAAACUCCACGGUGAAGCUUUGGCCGCUAAAGAGGAGGAGAUGAGUGCCAGAAUCAGCAAAGCAGUGGAGCAGUGCAAAGAGGAGUUUUCUCAGUUAGGAACAGAGCGGGAGCAGCAGGCCUCUCUGGCUCUGGAGGACGUGGAGCUGCAGAAGAACGCUCUGAGGACAGAGGCUGACAACAGAGUGAGAGAGAUACAGCUGGAGCUGGAAGCUGCAAGGACUAGAAUCAUGGAGCUGGAGAGCUCUCUGGAGAAGAUCUCACAAGAUGGAUCCAGUCAGUCCCAUGAACUCUCCGGUCAGCUGGGCGAGCUGAGGGAGAAACACAAAGAGCAAAUCUCUGCAUUAGAGGAAAAGCACCAGGAGCAGCUGGAAAAGCACACAGGCACCCUGACCCAGCAGCAUAAUGCUGAGCUGGAGGAGCUGAGGGAGAAACACAGAGCUGAAGUGGAGACCCUUGUGAAAGAUAAAGAACUGCAGCUCCAAGCACAUGUUGAAGACAUGAACCAGAAGACUUUAGAGAAGCUGGACGCAAAGCAGACGGAGCUGGACGACGUUUCUGCUGAACUUGCUGAGGCUUUGAAGAGUAAACAACUUCUGGAGGAGGAAUUGGUGUCAGCUAGAGAUUCUCACAGCUCAGCUCAACAGGAACACGAGAUGAGGCUUCAAGAUCAAGAGGCGAAGCACAAUGCUGAGCUCGCAAAUAUCCAACAGGAGCAUGAGCAGUCACUUGGAGGAGUGGAGAAAACUCUGAAGGAGGAACUCAAUGCGAUGAAGAUCGUAGUGAGGGAAAAACAAAAAGAGGUAGAGGAUCUCACUCAAAGAGAAAAAACACUACAAGAAGAAUCAAAUUCUGCUGGACAAGAAUUAAACGUGAAGCUGAAGCAGCUGGAGGAGCUGCAGACAUGUUUAUCAGUAUCCCAGCAGGACAAAGAGAGCCUCAAAGACUCUAACACACAGCUAGGCAAGAUCACAGAGGAGCUGGAUCGCUGUCAGAGGGAUUUGGCAGACGUGGAGCAUCAGGUAGCGGAGGCAAAGAGUGACUGUCAACAAAAAGAGAAGCUGCUUCAAGAACUGGAGCAACAGCUACAGAAGAGCAAAAACCAGCUCUCAGAACAGGAGAAGACUUUCACUGCAGACCUGAACGCCAAACAGGAGGAACACACACGACUCGUCAAACUGCUCGACGAUGAAAAAGCUGCUCACGAGAAGAAACUGAAAAACACUACAUCAGAGAUGGAAGCCAAGCUGAAGUCUCAGGAAACUAAAAUGGAAAAGUUCAAGCAAAAAGCCAAAGAAAUGCAGGAGAACUUCAAGAAGAAGCUGCAAGUGAACGAUGAAAACAUGAAGAAGGAGCUGGCGAAGAAGGACAAAGAGCUGCAGAAGAAAGAGCAGCAGGUGCAAGAGAAGCUCGUAGAGAUGUCUCAGAGUUCCCAAGGCCUCAGCAGCGCGAUGACAGAGCUGCAGACCAACCACAAGGAGGAGGUGGAGAAGAUCCGUGAGGCCCACAAGCAGGAGAACGAGGAGCUGGAGCGUCGUUGGCAGGAGAAGUUUGGACAGCAGGAGGAUGAAUUAACAGAGAAGCACUCGCUCUCGCUGCAGGAGAAGGCUCAGGAACUGGAGGAAAUCUCUCAGCAACUUAACAGAAGCAAAGAAGAGAGCGAGCAGGUGCUGUGUGAAAUAAAGAAUCUAAAGGAGGAGCUGGUGAUCAGGGAAACCACCGUGCAGAAGCUGCAGGAAGAGCUCAACGGAGCAGCCGUUAAGGUUGAGAGUUUGUCUCAGGGUGAAGCUCUGCUCAAAGAGCAAAUGGAGUCUGUGGAGAGGAACCUUAACCAGGCUCUGAACGAGAGGAACUCCCUCCAAGACGUGCUGAACACUACAAAGGAAGAGAGCAGGGAGAAGUUAAAGACCUUGGCAGAGAAGAUGGCGGAAACAAAGAAGCAGCUUAAAGCGGUGGAAAGAUCGAGGGGGAAGGAAAGUGAGGAAACUGCCUCUCAGCUGAAAGCCAAGGAAGCCGAGUUUCAGCAGCAACUGGUGAUGAUCCGAAACCAAAUGGUGCAUCAGUGUUCAGAGGUCCAGUCCAAGGUGGACUGUGGAUCCAAUGAGCUCUGUCAGAGGGUGGAAUGUAGGCUGAAUGAGCUGAAGGAGAAACUGACCUGUACUCAGAAGAAGCUUGGGCAUCUCAAGAACAUCAUCCGUACUAAAGUAGACAGAAUCUGCACUUUAGAGGAGAACCUCCGGCAGCAGACGGAGGAGAAUAAGAAUCUAUGCAUUUCUUUAGAACAGAGCACUGCUCAGGUAAACGCUCACGCCGAGCAUAUCAAGGCCUUAACGCAGGAGAAGGACACUCUCUCUCAGACUAUCCUUGAGAAGGUUCAGAAGAUCGAGGAGCUGAGCGAAGCACACGGUGACAUGUCCAAAAGUAUGAAAUCAAACGAGUCCGAUAUCAGCAACUUAGAGAGCAUCAUCGGGGACUUGAAAACUCAGCUAGCAGGGAGAAUAACAGAGAAGGAAGAAGCCAUAAAUCAGCUGAACCAGCAACAUGAAGAGGAGAGGCGACAGGCCGCAGCUCAGACCCAGGAGAGCGUGGAGAGGUUGGAGCAGGAGAGGAGGUGUGCUGGAGAAGAGGCAGACGCUCUCAGGAAGAGUCUGUCAGAGAACGAGAGCAGAGCAGAGACCAAGUUCACCCAAAGUGAAAACACCAUCAAAGCUCUGCAGACCCGGCUGGACCAGCUGGAGCGAGAGCUCUCUGCCAAAGACGAAGCCCUGCAAAGGCUGAGAGCGAAUAUUGACAAUCAGUCCAUCAGCAAGUCUGAGAUGGACCAGGUGCUGAGCGAGAAGGAGCAGAAGGUCAGCGGACUCACCGUGGAGCUGGAGGGAUGCAUCAGUCGGCUCAGUGAGCUUCAGGAGCAGAUAGCCUUAAAGACAAAAGAGUGUGAGCAACUCACAGCCGACCUCCAACAACAACACGGCAUCAGGGAGAAGGAGAAAGAGGAGCUGGAGGAGCAGCUGCAGCAGAGUCAGCAGCAGUGCAUGCAGAAUGGAAAUCUGGAGCAGGAGAUGGUUCAUAAACUCAACUCUCUGGAGGAAGACAACCUAAAGUUUAAGGACAAGCUUGAAGGUCAGAGGGAGGAAUUUGAGAGGAUGAAAGAUGAGAUGGUGAAGAGCAAAGAGGAGAGUCUGAAGGAAGCUGAAGAGAGGUUCUCUGCAGAGAGCGCCCGGAAAGUCUCAGAGCUGAAGAAGAAAGCCGAGCAGAAAAUCAGUCAGGUGAAGAAACAGCUGAAGUCACAGCUGGAGGAGAAAGAGCAGACAAUCAAAGCUCUGCAGGUUAGCCUGGAGGAACUCAAGAGCAACGACACGUCAGGAAAACAACUCACAGAAACCUUAGAGGAGAAAACAAAAACUCUGGAGGAAGCUCUCGUCACGCUUCGAGAGGAGCAGCAGACACAGCUCCAGGAGGUUCUGAGUAAAGAGAAGCUGGAGUGGGAGAAGUCUUUAGAGGAGUUGAAAAAUGGGUACGAAGAGAAGCUGUCCUCUCUUCAGAGGGAUGCAGCGCAACAAGGAGAGCCUCAGGAAACAGAAGAAGGGCUGCAGAACAUCAAGGCACAGCUAGAAGAAGCCCAGCAGCAGAACGGAAACCUUCUCGCUGAAGUAAACCGGCUCAAAGAGGAGAUGAGUGAGAAGGACGCCCAGCUCCAGCAACAUCAGGCGGCCAUGAAGGUGGUCCAAAACUCCUCAGAGGGUGAGAUGAUAGAGUGUAACAGCGUACAGAAAACAGGGAGCGCCAUGGAAAACCACUCGAAGAUGCAUGACGAGGACGAGGCCCUGAAGAGCAACCUGAGUCAGAUGAAGAACGAGAAGGACAGAAUCCAGAAGGACUUCACCCGGCUGCAGAAAGACAUGCGGUCUCUGAGGAAGGAGCACGAGCAGGACCUGGACUACAUGAAGAGAGAGCUGCUGGGGGAGAGUGAGAAAAAGAUGAAGCUGGAGCUGGAAGACGUGGAACUGAAGCACAAUUCUGCAAUCAAGCAACUAAUGAGGGAGUUCAACACCCAGAUGGCCUUAAAGGAGAAGGAGAUAGAGACAGCAGUGAAGGAGGCGAUUGCGAAGGCCCAGAGUGUGGAAGCAGAGCUCAUCAGCAGUCACCGGGAAGAAGCCGGUCAGCUGAAGAAGCUGAUCACACAGAAGGAGGAGGAUCUGCACAACACGGUUCAGAAAUAUGAGCAUGUCUUACAGAGUCGAGAGGAGGAGAUGGGAGACCGAGUGUGGCAGGUCCAGAAGGAGCUGGAGGAGCUGCAGGGGAGGAGCCAGGUCUCUGCUGAGAUGACACCAGAAGAGCUUCAGGCUCAGCUGGCCCAGAAGACGACUCUGCUGAGCGAGGCUCGUCUGAAGGAGCAGGGCUUUGUGGAGAGAAUUCACUCGCUUGAGGACAAGAUUAAAUGUUUCCACCGGAGCACUGUUGUAACUCAUCUGGGGAGCACUUUCAAAGGAGAACAGGAGAACAGGAGAGCAGGAGAACAAGAGAACAGGAGAACAGGAGAACAGGAGAACAGGAGAACCGGGGAGCUGUCCUGGUUGCAGCAGCUACGUGGGCCGCAGGAAAUCCACGUGGAUGUGGACAUGUCUGAGUACAGCGACAGAACCUUCCAGGCCAAACACGUGGCCAAGGUCCACAUACUGGUCUCACCUUAUAACUUCUAA
This is a messenger RNA of Notolabrus celidotus (New Zealand spotty), 6366 nucleotides long. RefSeq names its product golgin A4 (gene golga4). Gene Ontology annotation, biological process: Golgi vesicle transport. The coding region runs from base 136 to 6366 and encodes 2076 amino acids. The transcript is spliced from 23 exons. NCBI's taxonomy places the organism in Eukaryota, Metazoa, Chordata, Actinopteri, Labriformes, Labridae. Gene Ontology annotation, molecular function: small GTPase binding. The record is from RefSeq and is a predicted model, not a curated record. Gene Ontology annotation, cellular component: Golgi apparatus.